AUGGAUGUAAAGCUGAAAGAGCGGGAGUUUUGGUACAGUCUCCAUGGUCAAGUCCCCGGAAUGCUGGAAUGGGACAUGGGGAAUGAAUUUUUCCUGCCUUGUACCACAGAUCAGUGCUCUUUCGCUGAGCAGUGUCUUGUCAAAUACAAAGUUCAACUGCUAAAACCACCAGCACUGCCUCAAGAGAGGAAACCCAAUCCUGAUGAUGAUGAUCCCCCCACGGAACCCAGCUUGUGGAUGUGGGUGAAUCCCAACAUGGUGUACCCCGCCAACAGCAAAGAGGUUCCAAAUCCCAGUCGUAGAGUUCUGCCAAGUGCACCAAUCCCAAAGACUGAUGAGUCGAGCUGCUUAGGGACUCAGAGGGUGUUACAGUCCCUGUCUGUUCUCCACACUGAGCAUUGUCAGCGACAAAGGCUGCCCGUUUUAUCCACUGAAGCUUUCACAGGGCAGGAGACUGAGGAACAGGGAUGCACGUCCUCUAAGAAAUACACCAAGAAGCACACACUGUACCUUGACCCACACCUGGACAAGGAGUCCUGGCCACGCCCUCCUCUCAACUACAGCCAUCUAGUUGCCCUGGCAUUAAAAAGCAGCCCUUCCUGUGGCCUCAAUGUGCAACAGAUCUACAAUUUUACUCGACAGCAUUUCCCCUAUUUCCGGACUGCACCAGAAGGCUGGAAAAACACCAUUCGCCACAAUCUCUGUUCCUUGACCUGCUUUGAAAAGGUGCCAGUCCCCGUUGAGGAGGAGACAGAUGGAAAACCUCGCGCGUUCCUAUGGAAACUCACUGACGAGGGACACCGCUUCUUUCAGGAGGACACCCGUGUCUUGGCCUAUGCUCGAAAGGAGAGCAUUAAGCAGUGCAUGCGCCAACCAGAACUGAUAGACCUUCUCUUUCAACUUUAA
Molecule: messenger RNA, 906 nt
Organism: Arvicola amphibius (Eurasian water vole)
Lineage: Eukaryota; Metazoa; Chordata; Mammalia; Rodentia; Cricetidae
Gene: Foxr2
Product: forkhead box R2
Exons: 1
Coding region: 1-906 (301 amino acids)
Biological process (GO): regulation of DNA-templated transcription
Cellular component (GO): nucleus
Molecular function (GO): DNA-binding transcription factor activity; sequence-specific double-stranded DNA binding
Source: RefSeq, a predicted model, not a curated record